AUGGCCACCAAAGCAGAUGUUAUUGAUCCUAAGCUACCUGACGGUAGACUAGUGACAAAAUUAUUUAAUAAAAUUUCCGGACAACCUGAUUCAUUUAUCAAUAGAGGUAAUUAUGAUUUUGGGAAGACAUUGGGUGCUGGGACUUUUGGAUUAGUACGAGAAGCUAGAAACAUCUCUACAGGUGAAAAAGUUGCAGUGAAAAUUCUUCUAAAGAAAGCAUUAAAGGGGAAUGAUGUUCAAUUACAAAUGCUAUAUGAUGAAUUAUCAUUAUUACAACAUCUACAUCAUCCUAAUAUUGUUGAGUUCAAGGACUGGUUUGAAUCCAGAGAUAAAUUUUAUAUAGUAACCCAAUUGGCUACUGGUGGGGAAUUGUUCGAUAGAAUCUUAAAACGUGGGAAAUUCACAGAAUUGGAUGCAGUUAAGAUUGUUAUUCAAAUGCUAGCUGCUAUAGAAUAUAUGCAUGCACAAAAUGUGGUUCAUAGAGAUUUAAAACCAGAAAAUAUUUUGUACGUUGAUAAAUCAGAAAGUUCACCAAUUGUUAUUGCAGAUUUUGGUAUAGCUAAGAAAUUGAGAGGUAAAAAUGAUUCUAUUAAUAAAGCGGCAGGUUCGCUUGGGUAUGUUGCUCCUGAAGUACUGACUAGUAAUGGACAUGGGAAACCAUGUGAUAUUUGGUCUUUAGGGGUUAUUACAUAUACCUUACUUUGUGGCUAUUCCCCUUUCAUUGCAGAGAGUGUGGAUGGUUUCUUAGAAGAAUGUACUGCAGGUCCAUCUCCUGUAAAAUUCCAUUCUCCUUAUUGGGAUAAUAUUACUGAUGAUGCUAAAAAAUUUAUAUUACGUGCUUUAACACUGGAUCCCUUAAAAAGACCUACUGCCACACAAUUAUUAGGUGACCCAUGGAUAAUGGAUAUGAAUGUCAGCAGAGGAAAUACCAAUAUUUUGCCAAAUGUCAAAAAGGGAUUCGAUUUACGUGGAAAAUUGCGUAAGGUUCUUGAUAAUGUUAAACUAGAAAACAAAUUAAGAAGAUUGAGAAAUUUAUAUAUUGCUGAAAAUGAUUUGGAUGAGGAUUUACAAGAGAGGGAAUUGAAGGAUGAUCCAUUGACAAAUGUAACAGACUCACUACAUGGGUUGAAGGUGGAUUCGAAGAGGGAAAUUAACAAGUUGACUGCAGAACAAUGCAAAUUGAAGAGUGCAUUGGCAGAAGAGUCGUUCGCAUCAAUUGUGAAGGCUGUAGCCAGUGAUCGAAAGAGAUUGAUCAAUGGCAUUACACAUUCGAGUCAAGGUUCUAAAUCGACAACUCAAUCAGAACAUUCUUCAAAGACUGAAAGUACAAUAAGUGAAGAAUCAUGA
Molecule: messenger RNA, 1347 nt
Organism: Maudiozyma barnettii
Lineage: Eukaryota; Fungi; Ascomycota; Saccharomycetes; Saccharomycetales; Saccharomycetaceae
Product: serine/threonine-protein kinase
Exons: 1
Coding region: 1-1347 (448 amino acids)
Biological process (GO): protein phosphorylation; cellular response to oxidative stress
Molecular function (GO): ATP binding; calcium/calmodulin-dependent protein kinase activity
Source: RefSeq, a predicted model, not a curated record